This is a messenger RNA of Gymnogyps californianus (California condor), 2081 nucleotides long. RefSeq names its product myotubularin related protein 7 (gene MTMR7). Lineage: Eukaryota; Metazoa; Chordata; Aves; Accipitriformes; Cathartidae. The transcript is spliced from 14 exons. Bases 10 to 1974 code for a protein of 654 amino acids. Gene Ontology annotation, biological process: phosphatidylinositol dephosphorylation. Gene Ontology annotation, molecular function: phosphatidylinositol phosphate phosphatase activity. The record is from RefSeq and is a predicted model, not a curated record.
CACAUCCGGAUGCCCAAGGUGGAAAAUGUUCGGUUACUUGAUCGUUUAUCUUCAAGAAAAGCUGCACUGGGAACCUUGUAUUUAACAGCUACCCAUGUCAUAUUUGUGGAGAAUGGUUCUGAAACUCGUAAAGAAACCUGGGUUCUUCACAGCCAAAUUUCCUCUAUUGAGAAGCAGGCCACCACUGCCACUGGUUGCCCGUUGCUGAUCCGCUGCAAGAACUUCCAGGUCAUCCAGCUGGUCAUCCCGCAGGAACGAGACUGCCAUGACGUUUACAUAUCUCUGAUACGUCUGGCACGACCAGUGAAAUACGAAGAGCUGUAUUGUUUCUCAUUCAAUCCAAAAUUAGAUAAAGAAGAACAAGAACAAGGCUGGAAGCUUGUGGACCUCAAUGAAGAAUAUAAUCGGAUGGGUAUUCCGAACAACUAUUGGCAGAUUAGCGAUGUAAACAGAGACUACGGAGUCUGUGACUCCUAUCCUACGGAAGUGUAUGUACCAAAGUCUGCGACUGCACACAUCAUAGUGGGGAGCUCUAAAUUUCGGAGCCGAAGGCGUUUCCCAGCUCUUUCCUACUACUGCAAGGAUAACAAUGCCUCCAUAUGUAGAAGCAGCCAGCCUUUGUCUGGCUUUAGUGCUCGAUGCCUUGAGGAUGAACAGAUGCUCCAGGCCAUUAGAAAAGCAAAUCCAGGAAGUGAUUUCAUAUACGUUGUUGACACUCGGCCCAAACUCAACGCAAUGGCAAACAGAGCAGCAGGGAAGGGAUAUGAAAAUGAGGACAACUACUCCAACAUCAAGUUUCAAUUCAUAGGCAUUGAGAACAUCCAUGUCAUGAGAAACAGUCUGCAGAAAAUGCUUGAAGUUUGUGAGCUGAAAUCGCCUUCAAUGAGUGACUUUCUGUGGGGCCUAGAAAAUUCUGGGUGGCUGAAGCAUAUCAAAGCCAUUAUGGAUGCUGGCAUUUUUAUUGCAAAGGCUGUGGCUGAGGAAGGUGUGAGUGUGCUUGUUCACUGCUCUGAUGGCUGGGAUAGGACAGCCCAGGUUUGCUCUGUAGCGAGCCUUCUAUUGGAUCCAUAUUACAGAACUAUGAAGGGAUUCAUGGUGUUAAUUGAAAAAGACUGGGUUUCCUUUGGUCACAAAUUCAACCACAGGUAUGGCAAUUUAGAUGGAGAUCCGAAGGAGAUAUCCCCUGUUAUUGACCAGUUCAUCGAGUGUGUUUGGCAAUUAAUGGAACAGUUUCCUUGUGCCUUUGAAUUCAAUGAGCGCUUCCUCAUCCACAUACAGCAUCAUAUCUAUUCUUGCCAGUUUGGGAAUUUCCUGUGUAACAGCCAGAAGGAGAGACGAGAGCUGAAAAUCCAAGAGCGAACAUAUUCAUUGUGGGCUCACUUGUGGAAAAAUCGUGCUGAUUACCUGAAUCCUUUGUACAGAUCAGACCACAGUCAAACCCAAGGGACCCUGCGCCCACAGAUGGCUCCAUGCAACUUCUUGUACAAGUUCUGGAGUGGUAUGUACAACCGCUUUGAAAAGGGGCUGCAACCUCGACAGUCAGUUACUGAUUACCUGAUGGCAGUGAAGGAAGAAACUCAGCAGCUGGAAGAAGAGCUGGAAGUCUUAGGAGAGAGAUUGGCCAAUCUUCAGAAAUCACAAUUAAAUGACAAUAAAGUCAAGAGUAAGCAACAAGACCGAAGCAAACAAUUAGGGCUUUCUACUUCCAACAACAGCUUAGCUAACACUCCUCAGGAGUAUAGCAACGAUCUGAAAUCAUUCCCAUCCCGGAGCCCUUCACAAGGGGAUGAAGAAGAUUCAGCCUUGAUUUUGACACAGGACAACCUGAAAAGCUCUGAUCCUGACCUCUCAGCUAACAGUGAUCAGGAGUCUGGUGUGGAGGACUUGAGCUGUAGGUCCCCAAGUGGGGGUGGCUGCUUGCCUAGCGAAGACAGUGGCAAGGAUUCAGAUGAGGCUGUAUGUCUGGCCGUCUGAAAUACCUUCACAACAGCAAGGAUCCAGGUGAAGUUGUCUUUCGCAGUCUGGAAUGACAUCUUUUCAUCAGAUGAAGAAUGGGAAUGGUCUGUGGCCUAAAGAAAUAA